GAUUGGGACAAAAGCCCAAUGCCCUGUUAUGACUUGCCUGAGAAAGUUGAGAGAAAAUAAAAAAAGAGGCAGGUAUAAGGACAAACCACUUCACUACCCUGCAACAGUAACAUCAACAACAUUCACUACCUGACGGAUAUCAGUUGGACUAUUUUAGUGGAUUUUAUUUAUCUUCUUCAGAAGUUGACUGAAGAUUCUCCUAUUGACACGCACUAAAGAUAACAUGGGAUGGAUGAUUUAACAACAAGAAAGAGAAACCACUCAGGAGGAAGCUCCGGGGGAAAGGUUGUGACAGAAACUACAACCUCGACAAGUAGAUUGGUAUCUUUACCUCCAAAAGGUGGCAGUGGAUCAAAAAGUAGUACCCACAGGACUAUGUCCAGCAAUGCUGGAGGCCUGUGGUUGGAAAAGAACAUUUUAACCCAGAACAGCAGUGGAACUAACUUUUCCUCAUCUUCUGUGGGUGUCAAUGCCGGAGGAUCCAGCUCCUCAUCAGGGUUCUACAUGGGGGACUACUCUGAGGGUGGUGGAGAUGGUGGAGGGGGAGGUGGUGGAGGUGGGGGAGGUGGAGGAGGCGGCGGAGGUGUUGGCAGUGGAGGUGGGGGUGGCUCAGGCUAUGGAGGAGUGUAUGGAGGAAGCCCUGGGUCAAAGGUAAAGAGCAGCUCGUCAGGGGGCUCCAGGAGGGCCCAGAGCUCUACCUCGCCUGGGGGUCUCUCCCCUGGCUUCCUGGAAAGGAAGAGUAUGGCCAGUCGCUCAGGAGGCUACGAUGGAAGCUCAAGUGGCAACUCCUCCCCCGAGUUUACACGGAAAGACUAUGCAGGGUCAGGUGCCACUAGAAUAGGGAGGAGCCAGAGCAGAGAGAGUGAAAUCAGAGCUAGACUGCAGAGUGCCUCUCCCAGUGCUGGCAGAUGGACUGAGCUGGAUGAUGUGAAGAGGCUGGUGAAGGGAGGACGCUCCAACAGUGUCAGCCCCACCCGCUCCUCUACCUCCUCCACCCUGCCUGUCCCCAGGAAGGCCACCGUCGAGGCCAAGAUCAUCACUCAGGCCUCCCAGUCAGUCUCUGGGCAGUAUGAGACCACUACCCUGGACUCUGGCCUACCUUCUUCCUACUCCUGGACUAGCUCCACGCUGCCCAUCUCCUCUGCCACUGGCAACAGCAGCAGCCCGUACGGUUACCAUAGCAACACAAACAACAUGUCUCCAGGCUUGGGGUCCUCCCUGCUCAACACCACCUCACCCUCCUCCUUGUCAGUGUAUGGAUUCCAGAAUAACUUGGCGCCCAUGUCCAGUAGUGUCCUCACCACCAGUGGAGUUAACGCACAUUCAGGCACUUUGACAGGAUAUGGAGUGCAGAAGAACAUAUCGAAUGGUGGUGGUCUCGUCAGCACAGGAGUGUCAACCUCUGCAAUGUCCGCUUUGAGGUCUCACACUGAUGACGCAUACAGGAAAGACUUAAAGUACCUUGUGCUGCAGAAGGAGAAUGUUCCAGUCAAGAGAGAUACUGAGGUGCUCACCCUGACUAAAGACAGUGGAAAACACUUCACUAGCAGUGUUCGCAGUGUUGGGGGUUCACUGUCUGGUGAUUCUCUAAAGAAGGAGAAGAUGGUGUCCAGCUAUAGUGAGACUGCACCAGUCCUUCUGAAGUCUGAGUCCAAUUCAUACUAUGGAUCACCCCUAGUGUCAACAAAAGACAAAGCAACAUAUGCAGAGAUCCAAAAAGAGGGGGACUACUACAGUAGCGGAGGACGAGGUGGGGGCUGUUGUGGGUGUGCGGACUCCUGCUGUUCCUGGUGGAAGUGGCUGCUAGGACUGCUCCUGCUCUCCCUGCUGCUCCUGGGCCUGCUCUUCGGACUCAUUGCCCUGGCGGAGGACGUGAGGAAUCUGAAGUCUCGAGUGGCAGCUCUGGAGUCCACUUCCACCGCUGCUCACACCAGCCGCCUGUCAGCCUCCAAUAACGACAUCCACAACCUCCAGUCUGGCACCUACAUGGACCCUGGGGGCGCGGCCCGCUCCGACAACACCCUGAACCUGGAUACCAGCCUGGGCAUGGGGAUGGGCACUGGCACGGGCACUGGCAUCGCCGGGCACACGGACAAUGCUGCCCUCCAGAGGACUAUCCAGCAACUACUGAGAGCUGAGAUGCAGUCUCAGUCAUUCAGAGCCCUUCUUCCCUCUUCAAUGAAAGGGGACAGAGGAGAGGCGGGAACUAAAGGCGAUGCAGGGAAUCAUGGAACUAAAGGUGACAAUGGUUUCCCAGGACUGCCAGGUCUUCCAGGUACCAUUGGUCACCCAGGACACGAAGGACCCAAAGGACAAAAAGGAAGUCAAGGUGACCAUGGAGCUGAGGGGCCACAAGGGCUCAGGGGCCGAGAGGGGCCUGGAGGGCCCAGAGGGGAGCCAGGACCCUCAGGGUUUGGAGAGAAGGGGGAUAAAGGUUCUCCUGGUGAAUCAGGAUCUCUUGGUCCUGCUGGUCCAGUCGGCCCGGCUGGGCCCAAAGGCUCGGGGGGUGUUCCGGGGACUCCUGGUACCCCUGGCCAACCAGGAUCUCAAGGCUUCCGUGGAGAAUCAGGACUACCUGGCCCGAAGGGGGAGAGGGGUCCUGCUGGAUUUCAAGGAAUCAAAGGUGACCAUGGUGAGAAAGGACCUCGUGGUGCCUCAGGUGACCCAGGACUAUCAGGCUUGCCAGGACCAGCCGGAGAGAAAGGACCCAAAGGAUCGGCAGGAACUCCUGGAAUUGAUGGCGACAAAGGCCAAAGAGGUGAUCACGGUCCUACUGGGUUACCAGGGAUCAGAGGUCCAUCUGGGCCUGCAGGGGACUCAGGCCUACCAGGAACCCCUGGGCUUCAAGGGCCACCAGGAAUACCAGGGAACCCUGGACAACCAGGAGCCAAGGGUGAGGCAGGAGAACCAGGAAGAAUCAUCAAUGCAGGGGGAUCCAGUUCUGUGGCCAUCCCCGGCCCCCCAGGAAGCCCCGGACCACCCGGUCAAGCCGGACCCCCAGGGUUAUCAGGCCCCAUUGGCCCUGCUGGUCUUCCUGGCCAGUCUGGUCCUAAAGGUGAGAGAGGGCUGAAGGGUGAGAUGGGUAUUCAGGGACUCCAGGGACUCCAGGGAGAGGCAGGUAUCUCAGUGAAAACCAGUGAAACCGUCAGCUCAUCCAGAGCUGAGAGACAGUUCAGUGCUGCUGCACAACCAGGUCCCCCUGGUCCCCCUGGACCCCCUGGAGCCCCUGGACGUGCAGGUGACUCAAGACCAGGACUCCCAGGACCAGCUGGUCCCCCAGGAGAGCCAGGAUAUGGCAGACCUGGUCCUAGAGGAGAGAAAGGAGAGUCAGGAAGCUUUGUACCCAAUUCAGGAACAUUCUUCUCUGGACCCCCUGGACCUCCCGGGCCAUCUGGGCCAAAAGGAUCACCUGGUACACCAGGACCAAGAGGAUACCAAGGAGAUUCAGGCCAGCCUGGUCUACCAGGGAGCCCAGGAAGACCAGGAGGAGGCUCUGAAAGAGCAUCAUCAUACGGUGGAAUACAGGGGCCACCUGGGCCCCCAGGGACUCCAGGGAAUCCUGGACCAGAGGGACGGAAAGGCGAACCUGGAAUUCCCGGUUCUCCUGGUCUUCCUGGCUCUGCAAGAGGCACUGUGGCGGCCAGCCCAGGGUUCCCAGGUCCUCCUGGUCCACCGGGUCCUCCCGGACACCCAGGCAUUCCAGGCAUAGCCUCCGCUCCUCCUGAUCUGCGUCAGUAUGUCAACGACUAUCUCCAAAUUAAUGCUAGGAGUAUGUCCUCUGGUCUUCCUGGCCCCCGUGGCCUCCCUGGACCCCCAGGAGCCCCUGGAUCCUCUGGAUCCUCUAGUUCUGUAGAGGACAUAUCUUCUCGUGUCAUCGCUUAUCUGCAGCGUUCAGGAUCAGGCUUCGGCGGUGGUGCUCAAGGUCCUCCAGGCCCCCCAGGACCUCCUGGGUCCUCUGGCUCUAGUUCUGGCUCAAUGUCUGUCAACGACCUCAUUGUCAUGCUACAGAGGGAUGAUGUACGGCGAUACGUAAUGGGCCCACCCGGACCUCCAGGCCCAGCAGGACCAGCAGCCAGAGGAGGCAGUACGGCAAACUACGACCCACAGGAAGUGGCUACCUACGUCUUCAGAAUCAUGAACGAGCGCGGGAUCGGUGGUGGGCAGCCUGGACCUCCGGGUGCAACCGGGCCUCCAGGGCUACCUGGCUCCUCCAACGGUGUUACUGACAUCUCCGCACUCCUGCAAAAUUCACAAUUCCGUGCGAUGGUUGGGCGCUCUGCUGGAGCCCCUGGUCUUCCUGGUACACCAGGUAUCCCGGGACCCCCAGGCCCCCCUGGUACCCCAGGAGGGUCAUCUUACAGGAGCUCAGCCUCAGGGGGUUUAAGGAUAGAGGACGUCCAGCAUUACCUCCAAAGUUCUGGGUACAGUGGUCCUCCAGGCCCACCCGGCCCCCCAGGACCUCAGGGGCCCCCAGGGAACUCUCACGGAGUAGUCUCCUAUGGAGAUAGUAGAAACAUCGGAAAUUACCAGCGAGAAAGCAUCCGCACAGAACUCCAGGCGUACCUCAGCAGUGACAGUAUACGGGACUCCUUCAUUGGCCCACCAGGUCCUCCUGGGUCUCAGGGUCCCCGUGGUCACAAAGGAGACCCUGGAGAACCUGGUGGGGUUCAGACUAACCGUCAGAGUUAUGCCCAGAGUGACCCACGUUACUCUUCUGACCUUGAGCGGCGCCAGAGUGACAUUGGGAGGUUGACAGAGCCACUAGACUACUCCAACGUUGCCUUGAGAGUGACAGACUACAUCAAGAACCAGGGCUUACUGCAGGACUUCCUGUCUGAGAGUCACCAGCGAGGAGGCUCCUGGGAGACCCAAGGCCUCCCAGGACCCCCUGGGCCUCCUGGACCUCCCGGGUAUAGCCGUGUCAUUGGGGCUUACGGCAACGUGACUGCUGACCUCAUGGACUUCUUUAGAACCCACGGCACCAUUGUUGGCCCCCCAGGGAAUACUGGACCGAAAGGAGACAGGGGGUACCUCGGACCCAAAGGAGACAGAGGCGAGAUGGGUCGCCCAGGCCCUCCAGGACUGCAGGGGCUACAUGGUCAAGAUGGAUACAGGGGAGAGAAGGGAGAGAAAGGUGCAGGUGAAGUUAGGGUUGGUCGUCGGCGUCGGAGCAUCGGUGUUUAAGGUGUUUUAAGCUUAACCAAAUCUAUCAGAUAAAGCUUUGUUUCUAUUCAGCUCUUCUGCCCUGUGCAUAGUCAAAAUCAUACAUUACGUUAGAAUAUGCCUGCUUGCCUAUUAAAUUACAGUUUCUUUUUUGAGUGUGAAUACAAUGGAUGAUAUGGAAAUGUUUGAAUGGCAGUAAAGCAGAGGUCUCCGACAGGUACUGUAGAUCGCGAGCUAACAGUAGCUCGCAGCCCACCUAUGAGUAGGUCGCCAAGUAAUUCUGAAAGUACGUAGAUUUUUUUUAUGUGUUCCAUUGCAAACUGUCAUAAACAUAAAGCUCCUGGCAACCAUCCAAUCAAAGCCACAUUGACAUUAUCCCACCCCUGGUUAGCCACUAUUGGCUUAAAAAGCUAAAUAUAACACAAUAUCUAGAAAUUAAUUUCAAGCAAUAUUGCACUUCUGUCUGUAUGGUUCACAAAUGUGUCUAUCACUCUGUAUGUAACUUGUUAGCGAUGCUAGUAAUGAUAACCGUCUUGUGGGUACACAGAGACUUUCCCCAAAAACCUUCUGCCUACCUGACAGAAAUAUAUAAUGAUUAUUUGUAUCAUUACUCUGCUAUGACGUGCUGCAGAAGUAGGCCUAAAAUAGACAUUGAUAGACUCACACAUUCCUCUCUUUCUAAAUGCGCAAUUAAAGGGGAAUUACACUCAAAAAUAAAAAUGUAUGUUUUUUUUUCCAGACCUCAAAAUUGGUCGUCUGAUGUGAUUUAAGCAUUGACAUGUACAUGUACAAUUUUUGUUAUUUUUCUAUGAAUAAUUGUAAUAUUAAGAGUAAAAAACAUAAUACAACAAUAGAGUAAUUUUAUGGGGCCCCUUAGAGUUGUUUAUUAACCAUUAUUUUACAAGAAAACACAUAAUGCACAACAAGGACCCGGGGAAGAGAGGUGAAGAGAAGAAUGUGCCUAUUUGAAAGUAAAAAAUAGUUUUGAAGUACGGUAGCUCUCAUGAUAGAAAAGGUUGGAGACCACUGCACUAAAGAAUGUGUUUAACAGUCUGAAGUAGAGUGAUACAUUGGCUGCUGGUCAUGGUUGUGGUUGCACUCUUUGAUAUUCUAGUUAGUAUGUGGGUGUAUCGUGUUUACCUUUCUUAAUAAAGCUCUAGUUGUUUUUCUCAAGGGAACUCAUGGGAAAAUGUACUUUUCAAAAAGAAAGUGGUAGUUAUGGAUCUUAGCUUUAUUGAUAACAUUAAAGUAUUUUUCACCCAAAACUUUUAAGUGUUACUUGGGCACUUUUGAACCACUCAAAACAACAAUUGUCAUUUAUUCUUUAUUUUCAUCAAAACUUCAGAAAACUUAAUUUUCAAUAAAUGUUUAUUCCUUAUCAAGCCAUUUAUUGAAAAUUAUUGGAAUGUAUUUUGUGUGGAGAAAAAAAACUGCACUGAAAUGGACUCUUGUCAUGUUGAUGUUGACCAGCUUUUUGUACCUUGAAGUAAAUUCUACAAAUAACAAUAAAUACUAUUAGUAAGAACAAACAAGAA
Molecule: messenger RNA, 6698 nt
Organism: Salmo salar (Atlantic salmon)
Lineage: Eukaryota; Metazoa; Chordata; Actinopteri; Salmoniformes; Salmonidae
Gene: col17a1b
Product: collagen, type XVII, alpha 1b
Biological process (GO): extracellular matrix organization
Cellular component (GO): collagen type IV trimer
Molecular function (GO): extracellular matrix structural constituent conferring tensile strength
Source: RefSeq, a predicted model, not a curated record